This is a messenger RNA of Coniophora puteana RWD-64-598 SS2, 753 nucleotides long. RefSeq lists its product as uncharacterized. The coding region runs from base 1 to 753 and encodes 250 amino acids. The transcript has 5 exons. NCBI's taxonomy places the organism in Eukaryota, Fungi, Basidiomycota, Agaricomycetes, Boletales, Coniophoraceae. The record is from RefSeq and is a predicted model, not a curated record.
AUGAGUACAGUAUGGUUGCCCAAGAGUGGUAUGGGCUGGGUAAUAAGUGAGACCCGACUCAGACCCGACUACCCGACUACCCGACUCAGGCCCGACUCAGAGUCAGUACGCUCCGUCGCGUCGCACAAGGUCAAGUGGGGUGGCGAUUUCCUAGAGCAAGCAGUGUUAUCUGGGAACACCUGUGUUUAUGGCAGCGGAAUCUCAAAGUCGCAUGCAUAUAUUUCACGAGGUGAUAACCAGAGAUCAGCCAAAGCUCCGGGUGCCCUUUACCUUUCGCUUCCACGACGACCUCGAGCCCGUCUUCUGGAUAAACUCCAUGGAACCGAUCGAGUCUCUGAGACAAGAGGCGACAGACUGGUUCAGAUGCAACUCGUUACUGGUAACACCACCCGCUUCUUGCCUGUCCAGGGUCCCCGGCACGCCAAAAUCAUUUAUUCCCUCGAGGACGUUUACACUGCCGAAGCCGGUGGCACUGUGCUCCUUGGCGGACUAAAUGUCGUCAAAGUCUUAUCGACAGCAAAAGAAGAUCUCGAGGAAACUCCGUUCCAGCUUAUUACCGACAAAUAUGCUCGCUGGCUCCAUGAAGACGUGCAAAGCAAGCUACACGGCGGUCUGGAGGCCAUCAAUGGCCUGCAUAACAGGAACGUCGAUGUCUAUGUGUGCCCUUUUCCUGCCAAAACCGCACACCCUAGAGACACCACAGAUGAUGAUAACGAGGACAGCGGUGGUGCUCCUGCAGGGCUGGGCGGAUGA